Molecule: messenger RNA, 2676 nt
Organism: Dioscorea cayenensis subsp. rotundata (Guinea yam)
Lineage: Eukaryota; Viridiplantae; Streptophyta; Magnoliopsida; Dioscoreales; Dioscoreaceae
Product: protein FAR1-RELATED SEQUENCE 4-like
Exons: 7
Coding region: 1-2676 (891 amino acids)
Biological process (GO): regulation of DNA-templated transcription
Molecular function (GO): zinc ion binding
Source: RefSeq, a predicted model, not a curated record
AUGGUGCAGAGAUCCAAUCUGGAGAUCGGAGUCACGGUGGAGACACCUAGAUCCGCCGGCGACAGCGUGGGAGUUCGACGGAAGUGCACCAUCGCCAGAGCGGACCUCAAUCGUUUCUUGGAUUUAUGGACAAGCUUUGCUGGUGUUGGGGUUGAGGAGAAAGAGGUCGUGGAGAUCGUUGGAGAGGUUGAGGAGCUAGUGGCAUUGGAAGAGGAGAAGGAGAAGAGUGAGGAAGGUGAGAACUUGGAGAAUCAUACUAAGUUUCUAGUUGAAGAGACAAAGGAGAAAGAGAAUGUAGUUGCGGAGGAGAUAGACAGAGAUGAAUUAGGAGAAAACUUUAGAUUAAAGCUGAAAAGAGUCAAAGCUCAUCAUUUUCAUCCUCUUGCUCUCAUCUCCAACUCCUUGCUCUCUUCGAUCGCCCGGAGACUCCAUCCUUGCCCGGGGUCCAUUGCCAUCCCCAAGUCCUUCCAUGGUUUGAGGUACAGCUUUGCAUGUCCUCGGUCUCCCCACUUGACCUCCACCCAGAGACGUUCCUUGAAUCGAAGCUUCGUCGUCAAAGCCUGCUCGCUGCCGUUGGUUGGGAAUUCGGCACCAGAUUUUGAGGCUGCAGCUGUUUUUUAUCAGGAGUUCAUCAAGAUUUACAGAACCAGUAGUAAUAUGGCAGAUUUACAUAACCUAAAUGAGGUAGAAGUCAGGUCUUCUAGUUUUGAAGCCUCAAAUAAAGAGAAGGAAAAAAUGGUAGAUAUGGAGGAUUUACAUUGUGAAAAUAUUAUUCCAAAGGCAGGCAUGGUUUUUUAUUCUGAAGAAGAAGUUUACGAUUUUUAUGUUAAGUAUGCUCAGCAAGAGGGGUUUGGCAUUACAAAAAGAACAACAAAAUCAGGAGAAGAUGGAAAAAUCAAAUAUUACACACUUGCAUGUGUACGUGGUGGUAAAAGAAUAUCUACUGCAAAAAAUUCUUUCAAUCCUAGGCUAUCCACCAAAACGAACUGUCAAGCUAGGAUUAAUGUUAUUGUUGGUAAUGAUGGGUGUUGUACUAUUUCUCGUACUCAUUUUGAGCAUAAUCAUGCACUAAGUCCCCAAAAAUCUCGAUUUCAAAAAUGCAAUAAAAAAUUGGAUGCAUAUGUGAAGAGAAGGCUUGAAUUAAAUGACCAAGCAGGUAUUGGUUUGAGUAAAAAUUUUCAUUCUUUAGCGGUUGAAAGUGGUGGGUUUGAAAAUCUAACAUAUACAGAAAAAGAUUGUCGAAACUAUAUUGCAAAAGCAAGACAGUUCAGGCUUGGUGUUGGGGAUGCAGAAGCUCUCGGCAAUUAUUUUUCUCGCAUGCAAAGGAGAAAUUCAAAUUUUUUUCAUUUGAUUGAUAUGGAUGAGGAAGGUAGACUACGAAAUGUGUUUUGGGCAGAUGCAAGAUCUAUAGUAGCCUAUGAAUCUUUUGGUGAAGUUAUAUCAUUUGACACAACAUACCUAACAAAUAAGUAUGAUAUGCCUUUUGCUCCAUUUGUUGGAGUAAAUCACCAUGGGCAAACUAUACUAUUUGGAUGUGGUUUGUUAUCAAAGGAAGAUACAGAAACUUAUAUUUGGUUGUUUAGAACAUGGUUAGAAUGCAUGUCAGGCAAGGCUCCUAAGGCAAUAAUUACAGAUCAGUGUAUGGCUAUUCAAGGUGCAGUUAGGGCAGUUUUUCCAAAUUCUUAUCAUCGUCUUUGUCUUUGGCAUAUUAUGAAAAAGGUCCCUGAGAAGCUUGGGGGGCUAACACAGUAUAAAGAAAUAAAGAAAGUUUUGAAAAGUAUUGUUUAUGAGGCACAACAUACUGAAGAAUUUGAAGAUAUUUGGUUGAAGAUGAUUAAGGAUUAUAAGAUUGAAAAAAAUGAGUGGCUGAAUUCUUUAUACAUGAAUCGUCAACGAUGGGCUCCGGUGUAUGUUAAAGGAGUUUUUUGGGCUGGAAUGUCUACAACCCAAAGAAGUGAAAGUAUAAAUGCUUUUUUUGAUGGUUAUGUUGGUCCAACAACAUCUCUCAAACAAUUUAUGGAGCAAUAUGAUAAUGCAUUAAAAAGUAAGAUCGAGAAAGAAAACAAGGCUGAUUUUGCUUCAUUCAAUACAAGCUUUCCGAUGUUAACUGAUUGUCAUUUUGAGAAGCAACUACAAGAAACCUACACCAAUGAAAUUUUUAAGUUGUUCCAAGAUGAUUUACGGGGAAUGUUAUAUUGCAAUCUCGCAUUUACCAAUUCAGAUGGGCAAACAUGCACAUUUCAAGUGACUGACAUUUUUAGAGGGAAAGAUGGCAGACUCAGGAGGCAAGUGGCAUUUAACAUUUCUUACAACGAGAUUGAAUUUGAUAUCAAAUGUUCAUGUCGUCUUUUUGAAUUUAAAGGAAUUUUGUGUAGACAUAUAUGCAAAGUUCUUAUUGAAAAGAAUGUGAAAGAGAUUCCAUCUCGAUAUAUUUUACCCCGGUGGAGAAAAGAUACUAAACGGAGGCAUACUUAUGUGAGGAAUUGUUAUGAUGAUGCACAAACCAAUGAACAAAAAGCACGUUACAGCAAAUUAUGUUCUCAUUUUUCUAAAGCUGCUGAAAUUGCCAUAGAAUCCAAUGAAAAAUAUCAUUUCUUGAUGAAAUCUGUGGACGUCGCAAUAGACAAGCUUAUGGAUGAUACAAACUAUUGGGAGAGCCAUUCAGAUCAAAUGUAA